This is a messenger RNA of Amoebophrya sp. A25, 152 nucleotides long. NCBI's taxonomy places the organism in Eukaryota, Dinophyceae, Syndiniales, Amoebophryaceae. The record is from the annotation of a GenBank genome assembly.
AUGCAACAAAGGAAUGAAGAAAUAGAGGAUAGUCUUGCAGCUAAUCAAAGAUGCUACACCCCGCGAGUGCGAGUGGGUACAUCAAUAAAUCAAUCAGUCAACCUUCCAGAUGGGAAGGCUUUUUUGUGGCUUGAUUAUAUCAUAGUAACUAA